Molecule: messenger RNA, 2340 nt
Organism: Trypanosoma cruzi
Lineage: Eukaryota; Euglenozoa; Kinetoplastea; Trypanosomatida; Trypanosomatidae
Product: trans-sialidase, putative
Exons: 1
Coding region: 1-2340 (779 amino acids)
Biological process (GO): oligosaccharide catabolic process; ganglioside catabolic process
Cellular component (GO): cytoplasm; intracellular membrane-bounded organelle; membrane
Molecular function (GO): exo-alpha-sialidase activity
Source: RefSeq, a predicted model, not a curated record
AUGCUCUCACGUGUUGCUGCAGUGAAGGCACCCCGCACACACAACCGUCGCGGCAUGACCGGAUCCAGCGGAAGGAGGAGGGAAGGAAAAGAGAGUGAGCCGCAGAGGCCCAACAUGUUCCGGCGUGUGUUUAUUUCCGCGGUGCUGCUUCUCCUCGUCGUGAUGAUGUGCUGCGGCAGUGGUGGUGCUGCGACUGCUGAUGAUGGGAAACAGUCAUCUCCGGGAUCUUCAUCGGUGACCUAUUUUUAUUGGAGAGAUAUGAAAGAAGGGGAAACGGUGAGUUCGCUCCGUGUUCCAGUUCUUGUUGGUAUGGAUGGUGAAGUGUUUGCCGUUACCGAGGCGCAGUGCAAGAGAGGCAGUGAUUGCGGUUUUGAUGGGGUCGCUUCGAAGCUCCUGAAGUUGACUGAUCAAAAACCAAAAGAGGUGUUGGAUCCUACUCAAUUGAAGACACAAGUACUGGAGAAAAGUGGUUCCAGUGAUGGGAGUUGCCCCUCCAAUGAAGUGAAGGGGGAUAACUCCCUACCAACGACGAAGUUACAUGUGGGUGGACCAACAACAGUUGUGAGAGGCAGAGAUAUUUACAUGCUUGCUGGAAACUACAGUUGGACCUAUGCCUCUACUGGUCAGGCUGCUAAUGUUCUAUGGGGACUUAUUCUGGUGAAAGGGAAAGUCAGUUCUGAAGGCAGCGGCAAAAGAAUACACUGGAACGAUACUUACGCUCUUCCGUGGGAUCACUUUUUUGGCGAAACAAAGGGAUCCUUGAUGCGGCUGAUGGGCAGCGGUGGAUCGGGUGUUGGGACGGAGGGCAAUACACUUGUGUUCCCAGUGGAAGGUACAAAGAAGAAGGAGAAUGGGGGCACUGAAGAGGAUGGAAAGACCGUCUCACUGCUCAUAUACUCCUCGGAUACUGUGAGUUGGACGCUGUCGAAGGGGAUGUCUGCCGAUGGCUGCAGUGAUCCCUCCGUCGUGGAGCGGAAGAAGGGGAAACUCAUCAUGAUGACUGCGUGUGAUGAUGGCCGCCGCAGGGUGUACGAGAUCAACGACAAGGGGGAUUCGUGGACGGAGGCACUCGAGACACUCUCGCGCGUGUGGGGCAACAAACAAAAUCGACACGAGAAGGGCGUUGGGAGCGGGUUAAUUGCAGCAAGGAUUGGAGAGAGGGACGUGAUGCUCGUUACUCUGCCGGUUUAUUCCAAUGAGAGAGGCAAUGGAAAGGGCGUACUUCAUCUUUGGCUGACGGACAAUACGCACAUUGUUGAUAUUGGGCCGGUAUCCGGAGAAGAUGACGUUGCCGCCAGCUCCCUGUUUUAUAAAAGCGGGAAUAAUAAUGAGGAGUUGAUUGCACUGUACGAGAAGAAGGGUGGUGGUCAGCCAUCACCCGGUGUUGCCUCUGUGCUUCUAACUGCGCAGCUGAAGCGGGUGAAGGAGGUGCUGGCGACCUGGAGGGAAGUGGACAAACGUGUCUCCAAGCUGUGCGCCUCUCCAGGUACUGCAAAGGGCACCUCAACUGGCACUGCCUGCAGCACUGUUAGGCUCACGGAUGGGCUGGUUGGCUUUUUGUCGGGCAAGUUCUCUGGGAAUACAUGGAGGGACGAGUACCUCGGGGUGAACGCCACAGUAACGAAAGGAGUGGCAUCAGGGCCUGUCGAUGGAGUGACGUUUGGAGGCGUCGGAGCAGGAGCGCAGUGGCCUGUUGGCAAGCAGGGGCAGAAUCAGCUGUACCACUUUGCGAACUCUGUUUUCACUCUUGUGGCGACGGUGUCUAUUCACGAGGCGCCGGAGAGCGGCAGCGUUCCUUUGCUGGGUGCGAGGAUGAACGACGAUGGGAAGACUGUACUCCUGGGACUGUCGUACAACAAUGAAAAGAAGUGGGAAUUGUUGUUCAGUGGCGGAACGACCAAGGAGCACAGCAGCACUUGGGAGCCAGAGAAAACGUACCAAGUGGCCAUUGUGCUACAGAACGGCAACCAGGGCUCCGCGUACAUCGAUGGCCAACAUGUGGGGAAUGCGCAAUUUGAAUUGAAAAAUACGGGGUCGAAAGGAAUCUCCCACUUCUACAUUGGAGGGGAUGGAGGCAGCACAGGGAGCCAAGAAGUCUCUGUGACUGUGACGAACGUCAUGCUGUACAACCGUCCGUUGAGUGCCGCGGAGAUUGGUGUGCUGAACGCCAACAAACCCACUAUUCCAAAGAUACUACACUCGAAAACAGUCGCGGCAGGAGCAACGGGUGUCGGUACCGCUCGCCACUUUGGGGCAAAUGGUGAUGGCAGCACUGUUUGCGGAGGCGGACUGCUGCCGCUGCUCCUUCUGCUUGGAUUGUGGGGGAUUGCCGCUUCUUGA